Hemiscyllium ocellatum (epaulette shark) is the source of this 4887-nucleotide messenger RNA. RefSeq names its product mitochondrial transcription termination factor 3 (gene mterf3). Bases 663 to 1910 code for a protein of 415 amino acids. Gene Ontology annotation, biological process: regulation of DNA-templated transcription; mitochondrial ribosome assembly. Gene Ontology annotation, cellular component: mitochondrion. Lineage: Eukaryota; Metazoa; Chordata; Chondrichthyes; Orectolobiformes; Hemiscylliidae. The transcript has 8 exons. The record is from RefSeq and is a predicted model, not a curated record. Gene Ontology annotation, molecular function: double-stranded DNA binding.
AUUUUGUCUCAAAAGAAUUCCCUGUUGUCAAUGUUUUUUGGUCAGGUCUGCAGUUAUUGAGUUCUCUAAACAUAGGUAUUAAACAUUUUUAUGAUUCCAAUUUUCUGGCAGCACCCCAGUAUAUGGUAAGGAGUUGAUGAUUGUGGCCGGAGCCUGGGUGAUUUUCACCAUUACUUCCAUCAGAAACCUUGAGGCUAUGCUCCCUUUUAGUAUGAUAUUUGUCAGAGAGCCCUAACCUCCAUAACCACCAUAGCUAUUCUAAAGAUUGCCCAUCCUCAUUGCUGGCCUGGCAGCUGUGUCACUUUUUAUGUUAAAAAUGUAUGAAUUGGUCUUCAAAGGGCACCUUCUAUCACUGUCCUACUAACAUCGACAGCCUCCUCCACUACAUUGACAUAGCUUCACUCUAACAGGUGAACAAUCUGAUCAUUCAGUGCUCGAUAGCCUCCUGUUGGCCCUCUAGUCACCAUCUUUAAUUGGUUGGUGAUGGACACACUGUACUUCUGGUUAAAACUCGUGUUGCACAUCAGGCGUAUUUGAUGGGGUCAGGACCCGGAAAUGUACCCGUGCCAGAGUUGCAAUUCCAGAACGAAAAUUCAGCCCAUGAUCUUCAUUUUAUAUUUUUAUCAACUAUUUCAAAUCUGUUCAUGUUAAAUUGAACAAAAAUGUCUUCACUGUGCCACCGCAUUUGUCACCGAUGGUCUUCAUUGAGAAUUGUUGGUCUAGUUUGGUCUUCAAAGCAAGAAAUAAAAGUGGUGCCUGUAGCAUCCUAUAGUCUUCAAAGUCGCUUUGGUUUAGAUGCACGUCAACGCCUUUUGACUCAAAAACUCUGGAUGUUGAAAAGAUCUGACUUGAAUUCUUCAGCAUCAAGUUUGCCACCAAGUAAAGAAGAUGACAGUGGAUACCGGUUCACAGAAAGCUGUAUUUUUCUAAACACAGAUCAUACCCAUGGCAAAACAGAACUGCCUUGUGUGGUGAAAGAUGUACAAUCUGUGGAAUUAGAUGUUCCACCUCAUUCUCCAUUUGAUGAAUUAUCUGAAGAAGAGGCUUUGCAAAUUGAGGCAAGUCCUUCACUCCCUCCUACCUCAUUUACCUUGUGUGAAUAUGUUGACCAGUCAGAGACGCUAACCAAGCUGGUCCUUCUAGGUGUAGAUCUGUCUAAACUAGAAAGGCGACCAAAUGUGGCCAAUAUGCUAUUAAGACUGGAUUUUAACAGAGAUGUAAAAGAGAGACUUCUGUUCCUAAAAGAUAUAGGAGUAGAUGAUCAUUUGCUUGGAGCAUUCCUCACCAGAAACCCCUUCAUUCUGACUGAGGAUGUGGAGAAUCUAUGGAUGAGAGUACAGUAUUUGCAAUCAAAGAAAUUCAGCAAAGAAGCCAUUUCAAGGAUGGUGUCAGGAGCCCCUUAUUUGCUAAAUUUCAGUGUGGAAAGACUGGACAAUAGGCUGGCAUUCUACCAGAGAGAACUGAGAUUAAAUGUGCAAAAGACACGUGAUCUGGUCACCCGUCUUCCCAAAUUGUUAACUGGCAGCUUGGAACCAGUCAAAGAAAAUCUGAAAGUUUGUCGGAUUGAAUUGGGAUUUCGUGAUAAUGAAAUCCAGCACAUGGCAAUCAGCGUCCCCAAACUCCUCCUGGCUAGUAAGAAAAAAUUGACUCAACUGUUUGAUUACUUACACAAUACCAUGGGAAUCCCCCACCACCUAAUUACAAAAUUUCCUCAGGUUUUUAAUGCAAAAUUUCUGAGAAUAAAAGACAGACAUCUGUUUCUUGAACACUUGGGACGAGCGCAAUAUGAUCCAACUCAGCCUAACUACGUCUCACUGGAUAAGUUGGUUGCAACACCUGAUGAAGUAUUCUGCGUGGAGAUAGCAAAAGGCACAUUGCUGGACUUUGAGGCAUUCCAAAAAACACUUUAAAUUCUGUUAAAUGGUUUCAAUAUGUGCUCAUUUACAAAAAAAAUAAGUAAAUGUAGAGUCAUGACUAUUUUCCUGUAUAUCCGAUAACUAAAUCAACUACUUCCAGACCAGUAGUUUGCUUAGUAGCAAUAAGAGAGCUAUCUGACAGUGAAUCCAAAAAAAAACUGUAAUUCUUCUGAGUGCAAUUGUCAAUUUUGCCUCUAGUUUCAUUACUCUGAAUCAGUCCUCAUUGGGAAAUGGAUUUAACUUUCCUCGAACUAAUUUCUGCGGUCAAUGCUUGCCAGAAAACUGCUACCUUUAUCCUUUUAUUAUGAGCAGGAUUUAUUCCAGGGCCAAGAGGUGAAUAUUCUACACAUUUGGUAAGAAUAUUUUAAUGGCAGUUGGACUAAGAAUUUCUCCCAAAAAUGUUGAAAAUUAUGUGAAUUCUUUUGAAAGCCACCGGGUUAAAAUUCAAUAAUUUCUUGAUGCAAAUAGGUAUUUAUAUUUGUGAAAUGAUGCAGUGUUAUUUGGCUCUGAAUAAUCUUGAAUGUAGAUAAACUGUAACUUUGCAACUAAUAUUCUAAACCCUUAGUUGUGUAUUUUGACUUGCAGCUAACCUAAAAAGCAAUUGCUGAAGGUAGACAGUGCCUCUAUCAGGAUUGUACAUAGGUCAAGACAAUGUUUCUUGAGCUGCUGUUUUAUUUCAGUGAAACUUUGAAGGCUUUUACUCAACAAUUAUUGACAAUGGUAGACAUGUUUUUAUUCAGCAACGUAUAUUAUCACCUCUGUUGACCUCUCCACUACUUCUGAUCUGCCACCUUUUUUUUAUCCAAUAUGGAGCACACAGAAAAUUCCCCAGUUCUCUAUUGGGUUUGGUAACAUAUGUGACCUUUCAUCAGAGCACACAUGUAAUUCUGUUCUCUCCACAGAUGCUGCCAGAUCUGAUAAGUAUGUCCAGCAAUUUUUGUUUGUCUAUCAGAUCUUCAGCGUCCACAAUAUUUUGUUAAUCUUUUAUUGUCUUUGAGACACAGCUACAAAUUCCAUCACCACUGAUGCCAUUCUUCUCUUUGGUCGCUCUGAAGCUAAAUUAAACUAUUAACUUGCAACCCUGAGCUGAGAGUCCAACUCUGUAUUCUAUAUAUGACCAAGAGUGCUUGCACCACUGUCAAAUGAUCUGUCUCCGCCUAUUGCUGAAAUCAUCAUCCAUGAAGAUAUGUGCCUUACACAAAAUCCCAAAGCUCUUUAUAGCUGAUUAAAUUCAUUUUUUUCCUGAGAGAUAAAUGUGGGAAAAAUGGCAGCCAAAUUGUAUGCUGAAGGCUCCCACAGCAACAAAAUAAUAUUGAAAAGAUAAUGUGAUAUUUAAGGAUGAUUAUUAGCUAAGACAUUGGGAAUAAUUCUUUUGCUGUUUGAAAUAGUGCCAUAGGAUCUUUAAUGUCCGACAGAAAGGAUAGAUUAGGCCAUAGUUUAAUGUUUCAACUGAAAUAUAACAUUUUCUUCAGUACUGCAUUGGAUGUGAGUUUUGUAACUCAGGUCCUGAGGUGGGACUUGAAUCCAUAACUUCUGACUUGAAGGUACUGACUGAGCCAUAGCUGUCACUGUCACAUGUAGCUGUUACCUUUAGGUUUAAUUGGUUCAGUGCUCUCCUAGCUACCAUCCCUUUAACCUCAGCUACUCCAAAAUUAUGUUGCUUCCAUCCUAACUCUUAAAAACUCCUGUUCACGCAAGACCCUAUGCUUGUCACUUUGAAAUUCUCAUCUUAUUUUGACAUGUCUUCAUGGUCUUGGCUCUCCCUCUCCCUGCACCCUCCAGCCCAAUAAUCCUUAGGCAUCUGGUUUCUUCAACAGAGGCUUCUUGCAAAUCUCCAAUUUUCAUUAAUCCACUUUGCAGCUGUGGUUUCAGCUGGCAAGGACCUAAACUCUCCGUCAACCAUUUCCAACAGACUGUCUCCAUCUCUUCCUUUAACAUGUUCCUGUUUACCACGUGCCUUAAUAUUUUUGAGGAGCUCAAUUUCAAGUUUUGUUUGAAAACAUUCUUGUAAAGCUCCUUGGAACAUUUUAAUAAAAGUGCUAUUACAGAUUCAUAUUGAUAAAUGUAUUUAACCUGCUUGAUUUUCUUCACAGCAGUCAGACUUAAAUACGAUUGGAAGAAACUUUGCUGCUGAGCAUUGAAGUGAUGAAUGACCAAGUGUAGGGUUUGACGUAUCCUAUUUAAGAUGGCACUUACAGUUUAUCUUUCAUUCCAGGGAUAUGUGCUUUGCUGCCUAGGCCAGCAUUUAUUGCUCAUCCCUAAUUGUCCUUGAGAAAGUGGUGAUAGGCACCUUGUUGAGUGGUCCGUGUGUUGUAGGUCAACCUGAGUGCUGUUAGGGAGCGAGUUCCAAAAUUUUAAGCCAGUGGCACUGAAGAUAUAGUUACAAGUCAGGAAUGCAAGUGGCUUGGAAGAAACAUGCAAGUGUUGGUGUUCCCAUGUGCCGACAUUGUCCUUUGAGCUAAUAACAGUUACAGGUUUGGAAGGUGCUUUCAAAAUAACCUGAUGAGUUACUUCUGUGCAAAUUGUAGAUGUUGCUGUGUAUCAGUGGUGGAGGGAGUGAAGACUGCUUUAUACAUAAUCUGUUACAUGCUGGGUAAAAAUUUGUCUACCUCAGCCUUCACCACACUUAAUGACCCAACCUUGACAGCUCUCUCUGAUGUACAGAAUUUCACAGAUUCACUAUUAUGAGAAGAAAUUCCUUCUUGUAUCUGUCUUAAAUGGGCAUUACAUUACUCCUGAGUUUAUGCUCUGUGGUGCCAGACUCUCCCAAAGGGAAACAAGCUCUUCUCAUCUACCCUGCUAAAUGUCUCAAGAAUCAUAUAUGUUUAAAGACAGUCUUUUCUCAAUCUUAUAAACUUUAGUAAGUAUCAGCCCAACCUAUUCAAUAUUUACUGUUCAGAAAAUCUCUCCCUACCGAAAUCAACUAUGUCUCUAAUGUUUCUAAUGCCAGUGCUUCUUUCUUUAGAUAAAU